GAAGUUGUCAAUCCCUUGGUUUGAAAAAUUUCAACUAUAUUUCGAAAUGAAUCUUUCAAAAAAAUAAAGUUUAACAUUGGUUUCAAUUCUUUGCUGAUUAUAAAAAUGAAUCUUUUUAGAGAAAAGUUACUCUCUAACCUUGAUAAAAAGGGAUGUGAUGAAAUUCGCCAACAAUUGCCCUUUCAAACGGACGAUGAAAUCGAGGAUAUACUUUUUCAACGAUACCGACAGGAUAUGGGCAAUAGUAAUGCAAACAUCAAACAUGUCGUAGAAAAAAGCAAAUUAACGGAAUCAUACCGCUUCAUACCACAAUUUCAUUUCGAACUGCCGAAAAACACCGAUAGUUUAGCUCAAAAACUUCGCGAAGAAGCUAGAACACUAUUUCUGCAAAAGCGUAGCAAAGAACUGUUAGAUAAUAACGAAUUGAAACUUUUGUGGAGUUUACUGGAGAAGCACCACUCGCCCCCGUUGAUGGGUGACGAACAGUACAUAAACUACGACAAUUAUUGCAAAGUGGCAGCUAUCGCCGGAGAAAAAUUCAAACGGUAUCUAACAGCGUCCACUUUUGCACGCCUGGUCGUUGCCAGCAGCUAUCCGGGGAAGAUCAGCGUUAUGUCCCUAUUCAAUUACGCCAUGCGAAAGGUUUGGCUACAGCAGACCAGGAUUGGUUUAUCACUGUACGAUUAUACUGGACAAGGCUAUCUAAACGAGUCGGACUUGGAGUCAUACAUUUUGGAACUAAUUCCAACGUUUCCUCAACUUGAGGGUUUAGAGAAAUCAUUCCACAGCUUUUACGUGUGCACCACAGUGCGGAAAUUUUUCUUCUUUCUGGAUCCGCUUCGAACAGGAAGAAUUCGAAUACGCGAUAUUCUGACAUGCAGUUUUUUAGAUGAUUUGUUGGAAUUGCGCGAUGAGGAAAUACCAAAAGAUGCGCAAGAGAUGAACUGGUUCUCAGCUCCUUCGGCACUCAGUGUAUACGGUCAUUAUUUAAACUUGGAUAAAGAUCACAACGGAAUGUUGAGCAAAAAGGAACUUAUCGGCUAUGGCUCGGGAACGCUCACUCCCAUCUUCUUAGAUCGAGUGUUCGCCGAAUGUCUCACCUACGAUGGGGAGAUGGAUUAUAAAACUUAUCUUGAUUUUGUGCUUGCCUUGGAAAACCGAUCAGAACCACAGAGUUUACAUUACCUAUUCCGAAUCUUGGAUGUAGAACACAAAGGUUACUUAACUGCAUUUACUUUGAAUUAUUUUUUCAAAGGAAUCCAGGACGAAAUCUCUGCUCAUCGAGCAGAGCCAGUCAACUUCGCCGACAUUAAGGAUGAGAUAUUCGACAUGGUGAAACCGGUGGAUCCAACGCGAAUAACGCUAAAGGAUUUGAUCAACAGUGGCCACGGGGAAACUGUGGUGUCCAUUCUGAUCGAAUUUCAUAAAUUUUGGGCCUAUGAAAACCGAGAGGUGAUGGUUACUGAUUCGACUGCUACCGAAGAGACGCACAACUUAUGAUACCUGGCUAGCGGUCGAAAGUUGGAGGAAGAGAAAUCUACUGCUUUUUGAACAAAAUGCAAUCUUUUUUAAAUAUAGCUUUUGAACAAACUA
Molecule: messenger RNA, 1593 nt
Organism: Wyeomyia smithii (pitcher-plant mosquito)
Lineage: Eukaryota; Metazoa; Arthropoda; Insecta; Diptera; Culicidae
Product: serine/threonine-protein phosphatase 2A regulatory subunit B'' subunit gamma-like
Exons: 3
Coding region: 106-1500 (464 amino acids)
Biological process (GO): cortical cytoskeleton organization; regulation of dephosphorylation; microtubule cytoskeleton organization
Cellular component (GO): spindle; centrosome
Source: RefSeq, a predicted model, not a curated record